Messenger RNA from Oncorhynchus mykiss (rainbow trout), 1316 nucleotides. Lineage: Eukaryota; Metazoa; Chordata; Actinopteri; Salmoniformes; Salmonidae. The record is from RefSeq and is a predicted model, not a curated record.
AUAAAGAUGUCUGGACAUACAAUUGGCAGUGUUUGAUGUUACGGCAGUUUCAUAGAUUAAUCCAACAGGAGGCCGGGGAGAAAAGCACAAAACCAAGAGGCUGAGAACAAGGUAAAACAAGCUCUGAGAAGAACCAGACCAGAAUCUUUUUUGCAUAGCUAGCUAUAUCAGACUUGUGGGGAUUUUGACCUCCACCAGUGAACACCAUGUCCCCAAGGAAGAAGCUUGUUCCUGUCAGUAGAAGAAUAAUGGCCAAAGCAGGGGACGACUUCUUCCCUUUCAAUCUUCUGCCGGUGGAAUGCCAGCUCCCUGUGCUUUCCUCUGAGGUUGACAAGUGCAAUUCUGCGCUUGUAUGCUUCAGUUGGAGUUGCCUUGUGCGAUCAGGGAAGCUUUGGAGAGUGGCAGACUUUUCUCACCAUAGAGUGCUCAACCUUAGACAGGAAGGACUGCUGGUGUCCAACAGAGAGUUUGAGCUUUGGAAGGCAUGGUUUCACCACUACACCCACCACCUCAUAUCCUGUGGUGCAAGCCUACUCACCCUAAAAGCCAGCUUUGACCUGGGGGACCAAUGCAACAAGUGGGGGGAGCUUCUCUCUGACCUUCUAAAAAAUGUCCACUGCAGGGAUCUCCGCCAACUGGAAUUGAACUAGACAUUCACACUACUGGAGCCACUGGACCUGCGGGUUGGCUCCAUUUCCCACCACAACAACAUUACCAAGAUCACGAUGGACCAGUUCACUAACUUUCAGGUACUACUGGGCAAACUGUCCCACAGCUGCCCUCGGAUCACCUAGAUGCGCCUGCACUUUGACUGGUCUGAGACAUCAGUGUCACUCCUCACUCAGUUCCAGCACCUCCGUGUCCUUGAGCUCAAGUACUUUUGGGUCUUCAAAAGGAUGAGCCCAAGCACUUUGUAGAUCCUGACCAAGUCACUGCCUAACCUUAAGUCCCUGACAUUGCAUAUCCUUGUGCCUCUCAGAAACCUUGACAUAUCUUACAUGCUGGAGUCCAUGUCUCUAGAGUUCCUGGAUGUAUCACCUAGUCGUGGUCUAGUCUUCUCCAGUCUUAAUCUGCCAGCAUUAUGGGAGCUAAGGGCCAAAAAUAUUGCCCGUGGCAUUACUUUACGUCAAACCAGGCUUAGGAUACAGAGCAGGUGGCGUCUGUACCAGGUACUAAGAGAGGGGACCACCAAGCUACAGGCCCUCAACAAUGAGCGACUGCUUCCUGAUUGGAGAGGGCAGAGUUCCAAAUAACUAUCCUCUAUCCUCCAGCAGUCCUGUUAUUGCCUCCAACACCUGGACAGUUGACUCUGGUAA